This is a messenger RNA of Centropristis striata (black sea bass), 2316 nucleotides long. Its product is annotated as zinc finger protein 70. Bases 440 to 2086 code for a protein of 548 amino acids. Gene Ontology annotation, biological process: regulation of transcription by RNA polymerase II. Gene Ontology annotation, molecular function: RNA polymerase II cis-regulatory region sequence-specific DNA binding; DNA-binding transcription factor activity. The transcript has 2 exons. The record is from RefSeq and is a predicted model, not a curated record. Lineage: Eukaryota; Metazoa; Chordata; Actinopteri; Perciformes; Serranidae.
GACGGGCCUCAGCUUACAGUAGUUCCUGCAGACAGGAGCUGGAUAUGGGUGAGUCGCUGCGGAGGGCCAUGCUAUCAAAGUCUCUGAACAAUAAUUUACGGACUUGAAUUGCGCCGUUAAAGAGCAUUUGCACGUUUUUCUUGCAGAGUCUGCGUAAGUGCAGAAGUGCGUCUCUGGCCGACUGUUAGUUUUUAAAGCUAGCGGGCUAAUGUUAGCUAGCGGAGGCAGGCCCAGCGAAGAGUCUCAGAGUUUACAGUGUUUUUAUCAGCCACGGUAAUUAAACAGCUAAUGAAGUAGAUGUUAUCGAUGCCACUUGACCUGUCACUCUUAUAUCCCAGCAACAAAACUCUCACAACUAAUCCAGCUCGUUAAGAUUUUGGGGGUGUUUUGAGGUUAGCAUAGCUUAUUAGCGAACUGAAUUAAAAGCGACAUUAAAACCAUGACUUCCAGGAGGACAGGCUAUGCUGGUAGCAUGGACUCCUCUCCUUCAAACAGUGGAAACCGUAAACAAAGUAUCAUUAACAUCCCGGAGAGGAGCGGCGUGGAGUCCUCCUGCUACGAUCGGAAGGGGGACAAGGCUGGAUACGGAGCUCCGCAGGGCGGCAUGACUGUCACGUCGCUAAAAUCACGCCUCGCCCCGACCAUCCAGACUGCCAUGUCCGCCGCGGUGGACACUCUGCUGGGCGAGGUGGUGCUUGUGCUCAACGAGACUCAACAAGAGCUGCUGCACAAGGAGCAGGAGAACGAGAGGCUCAAAGUGCGUCUGGAGGUGUCCGAGAGGGAGCUGAAGACUCUGCAGGAGUGUCUGUGCAGCGCCCAGAAGCUCAUAGACCAGCUCCAGAUCUCAUACACGGGCCCUCAGGCCAUCAGUCAGUCCGUUUUCGCACCAUCGCUGUCUUCAAUGGCUUCAAUGACAUCAGGCUUGGACCGGGACCACCAGAACGCGCGGAAUGUGAACGGGGCCGGGGUGGACCUGGGUCUCGGCGGCUCCGUGGAUGACUCGCUUCACGGCUUUGAGCCAAGAGAUGACUACAAGAUGUGCCAGCUUUCAAUCCAGCCAGAUGGAUCUGUGACUAACCACGCUCUGGACUCCUUUACUUCUAACGCAUCUCACAUGUGCUCCGAUUCCAGCAGACCAGAUGACAGACAGUCUCAAGGACCAGGUGGGGCGGCCAGGUUUGAGGUUAAAGAGGAGCAGGGACCUGCUUCAGGCUCUGGUCAGCCCAGCAGGAAGGAGCCUGGGUUGCGUAAUGACAACAGAGUCGGGGACGGAGACCUUGGCUACGUCCAGGUGGAGGGGGAGGGAGGUUCCCAGCGGCCCUUUACUCACCCGCUGCGUCACCAAAGACCUGUGCGGGAAUGCAGCGGUGCCUUGCAGCAGGGCGGACUUGAUGGACAGAAACAGUUGGCGAGGAGUUCUGGAGCCGUGAGAGUGGACAGUGUUUCACCGGGCAGAGCGGAGGACUCUGCGGGACCUUCGGCCUCUGACACGGUAGGGGAGCCCUCCGGAGACCGUCCUCACCACUGCUUAGAGUGUGGAAAGACUUUCCGGCUGAUCUCCAGCCUGAAGAAGCACAUCCGCAUCCACACAGGAGAGAAGCCGUACCCGUGUGGAGUCUGUGGCCGCCGCUUCCGCGAGUCAGGCGCCCUGAAAACCCACCUGCGCAUACACACGGGCGAGAAGCCGUACUCUUGCUCCGAGUGUGGGAACUGCUUCCGCCACCUGGACGGUUUGCGCAAGCACAGACGCACGCACACGGGAGAGAAACCGUACGUGUGCGCCAUCUGCGGGAAGCGCCUGAGCCGCCUGCAGCACCUUAAACACCACCAGCUGAUCCACACCGGAGAGAGACCGUGCUGCUGCCCCUUCUGCAACCGCAGCUUCAAGGAGCCCGCGGCGCUGCGGAAACACAUCCGCACGCACCGGGAGGAAGGCGGUCACAUGGGGUUGGGCGCCAGCGACGACACGGACCCAGACGGCAUGGACGACAUUAACAACCUCCACCCGGCAGCUCCGUCCCCUCAGAUGAGGUUUGGGGAGUGGGGGGCCGAGGAGGACGACAGCUCGGUGGUGGACUGCGUGUAGAGCACCAGUAAAGGAGAAACUGUCUGCUGGUAUUUUUACUCCGGGUGCAGAACGUGGAACAAGCUGUUUGUGUAGUUUGUAAACACGAUGGAUAAGGUCAUCUCUGUUCCAUCCUGUUGAAGUGAAGAACGAGGCUACAUAUAACCCCAGCCUUGGAGCUUAGUUUGUAUCCGACAUUUUCAUGCUUUACACUCUUAGAUGUAAAAAUAACGUUUAAAAUAUCCUCUGUA